Molecule: messenger RNA, 1260 nt
Organism: Cutaneotrichosporon cavernicola
Lineage: Eukaryota; Fungi; Basidiomycota; Tremellomycetes; Trichosporonales; Trichosporonaceae
Exons: 5
Coding region: 1-1260 (419 amino acids)
Biological process (GO): regulation of DNA-templated transcription
Molecular function (GO): DNA-binding transcription factor activity
Source: RefSeq, a predicted model, not a curated record
AUGGCUACAACGCCCCCGCCUCAACUUUAUGGCGGGGAGGACUUCCACGCCCUCAUGAACCAGAUGAUGGGGCCGCCCGGCUCGCCCGUGCAGACGCGCAGCGGGCGCAUUUCGCGCCCGCCACCGACACCGCAGAAGGCCGACGAGACCGACGAGGCAGCGACUCCACAAGAGUGUGAGACUCCCAAGCCUCCAGAUUCGACCGCGCCGCGUAAGCGCGGCCGGCCCAGGCUCGACCCCGAAGAGCGGGCACGGCGUCUCCGCCAACGCAACAAGGAUGCUGCACAUCAAUCGCGCAAACGACGAAGGGAGGAGGCCGACGAGAACUUGGAGCUGCUCGAGGGGAAGACGCGCGAGUGCCGCAUGCUGGAGGAUAGAUGCCACGAGCUCGAGGCACAGGUACGUGAGCUCCAGGCUACGCUACAGGCCCACCGCAUCCCGUUGCCCUCUGUUCCGGGGCCGUCACGGUCCUGGCGCGACUACAGGAACGAACAGGCGUCACGGAACCCGGACCGCAACCACGCCUCCCCGGCUGUGUCCAUCGACCAGUCGUCACCUGCGUUCGUGAUCCCACAGGCAUAUCCUCCUGUGUAUGCUGGUCUGGAGGCGUUAGCCAACGCCGCUCUCCCCAACCUCGCUCCCCACCCUAUGGCCCAUGUCACCUCGCUCAAUCCCACAAGCGCGAUCGGUGACCUCAGCACGCCGCUGCACACCACGCCAGCCGCGGGGCCCCUCUCAAUAGACCCGGACAUACAAGCGGCGCUCGACGCUCUCAACUUUCCCGCAUACACGUGGCGGCCGGACGACGACGCCAUCUCGCUGUCGGCGCUCUUCACGCUGGACGAUCUGGCAGAGGACGCAAACGACGGCGACUUCGUGCCUCCCACGUCGCCGAAGGGCGAGAGCGAGAGUGACUCGGACGACGACGACGAGUACGACGACGAAGACGAGAAAGGCAAGUGGAGGGGGAAGGGCACGGGCAAGAAGCGGCCCGCGCCAACACCGACGCCACCAGACGAGGAGGAGGACCUCUUCCUGCCGAUUGAAGAUGUGCCUGUCCCGGAGGACCAGCUGUAUGCCGACGCAAUGAAAGCGCUCGGAGUCAGCACGCCCGACGAGCUCAAAGUCGUGGUCAACAAGAUUGUCGAGACGGCCAGUCGGGGCGGCGUGACGCCCGAGCAGGUGGAGGGGUUGCGGCGGCUCAUGCGGCUGGCUGAGCCCGUCCCCCUCGCUCGCUGCCUCCACGCUAGUGCAGAAUAG